Molecule: messenger RNA, 2070 nt
Organism: Fragaria vesca subsp. vesca
Lineage: Eukaryota; Viridiplantae; Streptophyta; Magnoliopsida; Rosales; Rosaceae
Product: probable inactive receptor kinase At1g27190-like
Exons: 1
Coding region: 1-1818 (605 amino acids)
Biological process (GO): protein phosphorylation
Molecular function (GO): protein kinase activity; protein binding; ATP binding
Source: RefSeq, a predicted model, not a curated record
AUGAAGAUCGCUUCCGCUUUAGUGUCUCUGAUCGUCUUCCUCAGCUCGCUCCACCUCUGCCGUUCGAUCGAGGACGACCUCGCCUGCCUCGCCGGAGUCAAGAGCUCGCUCGCCGACCCCGGCGGCCGCCUCAGCCAAUGGAACCUCGCCAACAACUCCGUCGCGUCAAUCUGCAAGCUCGUCGGAGUUUCGUGCUGGAACGAGAAGGAGAAUCGCCUCCUCAGCCUCCAGCUGCCGUCGAUGAGCCUCGCCGGCGAGCUACCGGAGUCUCUCAAGUACUGUCAUAGUCUCCAAACCCUAGAUCUCUCAGGGAAUGCUCUCUCCGGUUCGGUGCCGCCGCAAAUCUGCGACUGGCUGCCGUAUCUUGUGACUCUAGAUCUCUCUAAUAACCGUCUCUCCGGCUCCAUUCCGCCGGAGAUUGUCAACUGUAAGUUCUUGAAUACUCUGUUAUUGAAUGAUAAUGGUUUUUCCGGUUCGAUUCCGUAUGAGCUGGGGAGGCUGGACCGGUUGAAGAAAUUUUCAGUUUCUAAUAAUGGACUUUCCGGCACUAUCCCGCCGGAUUUGUCCAAAUUCGAAAAGGAUGAUUUUGAAGGGAACGGUAAGCUUUGUGGGAAGCCGCUUGGGUCUAAAUGCGGUGGCCUGAGCAGCAAAAGCCUCGGUAUUAUAAUCGCCGCCGGGGCUAUUGGUGCGGCGGGGUCUCUGAUUUUGGGGCUUGGGAUUUGGUGGUGGUUCUUUGUUAGGGGAAGUAAGAAAAAGCAAAGCUUUGGUGGUGUUGGUGAGAAAGGUGAGAGUAGGUGGGUUGGGUUAUUGAAGUCUCACAAGCUUGUUCAAGUGUCUCUGUUUCAGAAACCGAUUGUGAAAGUCCGGUUAGCUGAUUUGCUGGUGGCUACGAGUAAUUUUGAUUCUCAAAACAUUGUCAUUUCGGGUAGGACAGGGGUUUCAUACAAGGCGGUGUUGCCUGAUGGGUCUGCAUUGGCAAUCAAGCGGCUUAGUGGGUGUAAGCUCGGAGAGAAGCAGUUUAAGUUGGAGAUAAAUAGGUUGGGGCAGCUUAGGCAUCCUAAUUUGGUGCCUUUGUUGGGGUUCUGUGUUGUGGAGGAAGAGAAGCUUUUGGUGUAUAAGCACAUGUAUAAUGGCACAUUGUACUCUCAGUUACAUGGUAGUGGUAAUGUGAGUAGUCAGUAUGGUUUUUUGGAUUGGUUGACACGGUUGAGGAUCGGUGUAGGAGCAGCCAGAGGACUUGCUUGGCUUCACCAUGCUUGCCAGCCGCCGCAGAUGCACCAGAACAUUAGCUCGAAUGUGAUUCUUCUUGAUUAUGAUUUUGAGGCUCGGAUAACGGAUUUUGGGUUGGCGAGGCUGGUGGGUUCUCGUGAUUCAAAUGAUAGCUCGUUUGUGAAUGGGGAGUUGGGAGAGAUUGGUUAUGUUGCUCCAGAAUACUCGAGCACCAUGGUAGCAUCGUUAAAAGGGGAUGUUUAUGGAUUCGGGGUAGUUCUUUUGGAAUUGAUUACCGGACAGAAACCUUUAGAAAUCAGUAAUGUAGUGGAGGGGUUCAAGGGCAAUUUGGUGGAUUGGGUCUCUCACUUAUCAAACACUGGUCGAAGCGUUGAUGCCAUAGACAAUGUCUUAGCAGGGAAAGGUCAUGAUGAUGAAAUUUUACAGUUCAUGAAGGUGGCUUGCAGUUGUGUGGUUGCUAGGCCAAAAGAUAGGCCUUCUAUGCAUCAGGUUUACGAGUUAUUGAAGAGCUUGGCUGAUAAACACGGUUUCUCUGAACAGUACGAUGAAUUUCCAUUGAUGUUGGGCAAACAGGUUCCUGAAUCUUGAUUCUAAUUAAGAAUUUUAGGCUGGAAAGUGUUGAAUGUACAAGAUACCACUGCAGCAUCUGGGCACGUCUCAUUUUAUACUUGCAAAGAGGCAUUUUCUGCAAUUGGUAUUGUUUUUUGAGCAUGAUUUCUCUGUUGUAAUGCUCAGCUAUUGAAUCUUUCUGUAUUAUAAAGAAGCAUGUAAUUUUCACGUAAUCCAAAAUGAAAUCUCUGUUUUUUUUUUUUGAUUGAAUGACAUCUCUGUUUUCUUGCC